Messenger RNA from Leptosia nina, 1242 nucleotides. The record is from the annotation of a GenBank genome assembly. NCBI's taxonomy places the organism in Eukaryota, Metazoa, Arthropoda, Insecta, Lepidoptera, Pieridae.
AUGAGUAAACAUAUUAGAUUUGAAGAAAAUAUAUUAAUAGACGAAGCAUACACAAGCCAUGGUAAAGAGGACAAGAAUGCCGAUCAUAAAAAAGGUUAUGGUAUAGCUAAAAACUUUGCGGAGUCGAUUGAAUAUGGGGAGAAAAAGCAUUGGUACCAACAGAUGCCUGAAGAGCCAUCAACAAUUUCUAAAACACUAUCACAUAUAGAUCUUGAAAAUUGUAAGAAAGAAGCAAGUAGUGCUCUCCAUGGCGAUACUUUAGCCUAUGAAACAAAAUCCAGUAAGUCUGGUUCUUCCGAUUAUCAGUGGGCCAAAACUCUCCUUAAUAAAGGUACAAUUGGAGAUAGAGUAGCAGCUGCAACAAUCCUUAUACAGGAUAACCCAGUGCACAACUUAACAGCCCUAAGAAAUUUAGUAAAUAAUGUAAAACCAGCAAAGAAAAAGGAUGGAAUAAUUAUUAUAGAUGCCUUAUCAGAGCUUUUUACAGCUGAUUUGUUAAUACCAGAUGUGAAAUUACGUACAUUUGACCAACACCCUCUUGGCCAUUUAGAUGAAAUGACAUCUGGUAAUAGACAGUUGCGUAGGAAUAUUCUUAAGCUGUGGUACUAUGAAGAUCAAGUUAAGGAAUUGUAUGGAACCUAUGUGGAGGCUUUGAAUAAAUUUGCCCAUGAUUCCGUCGAUGCAAACAAGGAGAAAGCAGUCAGUGCUAUGUCAUAUUUACUGAUGCACCAUCCUGAACGAGAAAAGAUGCUGUUAACGAAUAUCAUCAACAAGUUGGGUGACCCAUCGCAAACAGUUGCUUCAAAAGUGAUAUAUCAUCUGUGUCAGUUACUCUAUAAUCAUCCGAACAUGAAGAGUGUUGUUCUGGCUGAAAUUGAGAAGAUGCUCUUUCGUUCGAACAUAUCGCCGCGUGCGCAAUAUUAUGGAGUUUGCUUCUUAAAUCAGUUUUAUCUUGGUAAAGAUGACUCUAAAAUAGCUGAAGGUCUUAUUAGGAUAUAUUUUUCGUUCUUCAAAGCUUCAAUUAAAAAGGGUGAAAUUGAUUCGCGGCUUAUGUCGGCUAUCCUGACCGGCGUCAAACGCGCAUAUCCAUUCGCCGACAAGGAGCGACUGGCGGAUACAUCAGCUCACAUAGAUGCUAUACAUAAGUUGGUUCAUCUUGCUGGUAUCAACGUCGCCAUUCAUGCGUUAGCACUUCUCUACCAUGUCAGCGAUGCCUCUAAAGGUGCUAGUGAUAGGGAUUGA